This is a messenger RNA of Grus americana (Whooping crane), 1766 nucleotides long. RefSeq names its product stimulator of chondrogenesis 1 (gene SCRG1). The record is from RefSeq and is a predicted model, not a curated record. Bases 149 to 439 code for a protein of 96 amino acids. The transcript is spliced from 3 exons. Lineage: Eukaryota; Metazoa; Chordata; Aves; Gruiformes; Gruidae.
UGUACAGCAUCUCCCGUCAGCCCUCCCCUCUUCUCGUCCCCACUAGCUCCCGCUCUCUCUGGGUACCUCUGAAAAGAUAGAGCUGCCAAGAAAGUGGAAAGGAGUGAAGCAGAAGAGAAAGCACCCCGCUGCAGGAAGCUUCGCCAAAAUGAAGAUGGUCUCGGCACUGCUUCUGCUGAGCACCCUCCUGGGUGCCCCUGCGGCGCCCUCCCGGCGUCCCGCUUGUUACAAGAGGGUCCUCAAAGACCACAGCUGCCACGACAUCCCCGAAGGCAUGGAGAACCUUCGACAGAUCGAUGAUGGUCUGCGAGAUCACUUUUGGGAAGGGAAGGGCUGCGAGGUGAUCUGUUACUGCAACUUGGACGCAUUGCUCUGCUGCCCAAAGGAUAUUUUCUUUGGACCAAAGAUAUCUUUUGUGAUACCCUGCAACAGUCAGUGAUGGACAUCAAGUCUGCCGGUGAAGACGAACAGACAUCAUUCUACAAUCACAUAAUAAUGCUUUCAAGGGGAAAACCAAAACCACUACCAACAAACAAACUUCCUUUCUAACCACAAGACAGUGCCACUGUAGAAAAAUUUCCUUUCUACACCUUUUCAGAAUCUCCAAUAUGUAAGAAGUUCUCCUUUCAAAUUUGGUAGCUGACUUAAUUUCUGUAAUUGUGUAAAAGACUGUACAAGCUCUUAAUGCUUCCCCUAGCAAAAAGCCUAACUUCUGUUAUUUAGCAUAACGUUCUCAAUUAGUUUGGAUGAAGAAACUUCAAGCCUAAGCCUUCAUGUCAUUAGGAACGUGAUUCUCGUAGCAAACUACAGCAGUGCAGCUUCCUAUUGUUUUAUGGGCACCACACAAUUAAUGCUGUUUUAAGCUACUCAUCCCCUGGCACUUCUGCAGACAGGCUCCCACAUUCUAUUUAGGCAUCUUAAAAUACAUGCACCAUUCAUAUUUGAAAAUUCCACUGGAAAAAAAAGUCAAACUUCACAUUAAUAGUACUAAAGCACACUUAUGUCUUAAUUAUGUCUACCUGGUCACCUGCAUUAACUAUGCAAUCUGUAAAACCUUAAAUUGCUUGAUCUUAACAUUGAACAUUUAAAAUACUAGAACAGUUACAAUAGUGUGUAUAUAUAUUCAGAAAGAUGUCUAAAGCAGGACUGAUGCAAGGUCUGUUAAAGCAACAUAAAAAUCCACACUUAAGCAGCUUUUUAAAUCAAGCAUUGUUUGAAAUACAGUACCCCAGAAGCAAGUUAAAAUGCUGGCUUUUUAUUUUUUAGGCUAGCUCUGUAAGGAAAUAACUAGGGAAGUGAAGACAAAGAGGUAUCUCAAAAUAUUAGAGGUAAUCAUCUUAAUGUUUAAGAGGUAUCAGGAUCUAGCCUGUAGCUAUACAGUCACCUCUCAACACCUACCAACACUGAUUGUUGUACAAGAGAAAAACGGCCAAAAAUUUAUGUCCCUUUAAGUUUAAGAAAACCCACCUGAACAAGCUAGGCUUACAGGCAGUAAGCCUGGCUUAUUGCCUUACAUAUAAAAACUCUUCAGCUAUCAAGUCAGUCACAUGGAAUGUAUGUAGUACAGAAGUAAUUAGUCUUCCACUCAAAAAGUGUACUGUUCAUUUAAUAAUUUUACACUGUUACACCACAAAACCUGCUACCACCAGUUUACCAGACUUAUUUCACAGGUAGUAUGAAAUAUCACUAUGACUGUUUUUCUUCCUGUUAGUAAAUGAGGGUUGGCUAGUAGUGUGAUUAUACAUAGCUAAUAAUAAAAGUUUCAA